AUGUCGCAAUCCCCCGAACCCCUAGACACGCGCCUCGAUGCGCCCACGACGUCUGAAAUCGAAUCCCUCGAACUCUUCCGCCGCUCUCCACACCCCUACUUGCGCCAUAGAGACGAGAUCCGCACCGAUCGCUCAGUACCCGCGACACGGCAUAAUUCACGAAAUGGCCGCAAGCGCAGGAAAGUCCCGUCGCAGUCCCAAUCGCCGAGCGAAAGCGGCACGGAAGCAGACGACGAGGCAUACACAUUUGUCAAGGCGCUGCCCCCGCCACCAUUACGACUGCACAAGGGAUUAAGAGAGGGCGCGCGGAGUCCGCUGCUCACGCCGAACCAGAUUGACGAUGAGGGGCGCAAGUAUAGCGAGGAGUACUUUGCGGAGAAGAAGAGGAGUAGGCGCGGGGAUGGUGCGACGGAUGAAGAAGCGCGGCUUGCGAGACAGAAAUACUUACAAAGAAGGCGGAUGGAACUUGUCAGACGGACUACUGAGACGGCGUUGCUCGUUGUGAUUGGGGUGCUUGCAGUUGGAGGGUGUGCAUGUUGGGAGGGACUAUUGAGGGGACAUCGAGUCGAACUCAUAACUUAUACCCUCGUCAUACUCUCCCUCCUCGCUCUCUAUCCACUCCGCGUAUUCUAUUACUCCUGGCGCCGCGGGAAUCCCUCGAAUCUGCGACUGCGGAAACGCAUACAUGUCCCUGCUGCUUUCGACCCAGCGACGAUAUUAUACCCAACCACUCUACCCGUUUUAAUAAGCAUUUCCUUAUUCGCUUCGUUUCCCACACCAUUACUUCCGAAUAUUUUACUCGCUUUAGCCGCCCUUCCAGCACGCUUGAUACCUUUCAAACAAGCAACACUCGGAUAUUCGAAUUUGCAUUGGCUGCUGUCUAUACUGCCUUUAAUUGCUGCGCAAAACCAACUCCAAAACACCACUCUUCUAUUCGAACAAGCCAACUUCGACCCAGAAACCCUCGUCAUGCUAUUCGCCCUACACCAAGCCCUCCUUCCACCACUCUAUUACCUCACAACAACGAGUUUGUUACCGACAGAACUCCACCUCCUCUCCAUCGGGCUGAUCAACCUCCUCCUCUUCGCCGACAGUCCGCAGGCCAGUAUCCUCAAGAUACUGAUGUGGCUCGGCGGCGUAGGCCUAUUCGUCACAUGUGGAAAAGUACUCAAAUGGGGCGUUGCACUCGCUCGCAUCCCGCGCUGGAGAUUACGAAGAGCAGGCCAGGCAAUUGCGAACACCCAGUCUUUUUUGAAGCUCUUAGACACGAGUCUGCGCUCGCGCGCGCACAGCGCUGAGACCAGGAGGGGGGCUGACAGCGACGCAGACGAAGAUGACCCACUGCUGGCAAAGGACACGAAUAUGUUGCACAAGACGAAAAGCCUCAAAGUCAACAUACUCGAUUCAUUCAGGCGAAAUAUGAAUGGCAAUGCAGAACCCCAUUCAGCUGUGGAAUCUAAACCCCCGAGCCCUAAUUCCAAGCGCCAACGUCGAAAUACGCUGCCCACACCUGCGGCGCAAGACCACACUUCCGCGCACCGCUAUGUACAACGCAAACGCUCAAAGUCGAUUGCACAGUCGUACCUCAGUCUCACGCCGGCUCAGGCUACGAUCCGCAAAUGGGCGUACGCGGGGUACUUCUACCUCGUCGUCGUGGUGAUGAUACUAGGUCCGAUACGCCAUCUCAUCGGCACUACGAGUCUACACGCGCACGAGCCGUUUGGGUGGGCAGUGAGUUACCUCUUCGGCCAUAUACCGCGCGUGCGGUGGGAGGUGUACAACUGGGAUCUAGAUGGGUGGAUCACACUACCGCCGCUUAUUGAUCAUGAGAUGAUUCACCAGAAAGAAGAACCGCUGGUGUUUGUCGAGUAUCUGCGACAUGUGGUGGUGGGUGAGGCGAAUGCGAGAUUAGUCCUCGCGGCGUACUGCGCGGGCACGAUUGCGCUGGGGCUGGUUAGUGUGUUCAGUCUCUCUGCAGUCGUGGAGGUGGAUACGCGGAGGAAGGUGUUUCACGGGACGAUGGUGGCCAUGCUGUUGCCGACAAUCUUCAUCGAUCCGUGCUUCGUGGCGCUGGCGCUCGCGCUGGUACUCGCCAUUUUCCUGCUGCUCGACCUCAUUCGCGCGUCUCAACUACCCCCGCUGUCGAAGCCGAUUGCCAAGUUCCUCACGCCGUAUGUGGAUGGGAGGGACCUAAGAGGACCCGUGGUGGUUAGUCAUAUUUUCUUGCUGAUCGGGUGUGCGAUUCCGCUGUGGUUGAGUCUCGCGGGCAUCGAGCGGGUAGGCGAGGAGCCGUGGGAAGAUUGGAAUGUCAAGAGUAGGGAUGUGAGUAUGCUGGCUGGUGUGAUUUGCGUGGGCAUGGGUGACGCAGCUGCGUCUCUCAUCGGACGGCGGUACGGACGACGAAAAUGGCCGUGGGCUGGCGGCAAGUCACUGGAGGGCAGUCUGGCAUUUGCUGUCGCUGUCACGCUGGGGCUGGUAUUUGGAAAAGCGUGGCUGGCGUUUGGCUGGGGCGGGCAUCACAAGUCGAUGGGUGACUGGACGCGAGACGCAGUGGUCACGACGCUCAAGGCGGCAUUAUGUGCAGCAGGCGCAAGUCUCAACGAGGCGGUGCUGACGGGCGGCAACGACAACGUGAUAGUACCUGUUGUAUUGUGGAUACUAGUUAGAGGUGUCAGGCUGUAG
Messenger RNA from Parastagonospora nodorum SN15, 2682 nucleotides. RefSeq lists its product as hypothetical. The record is from RefSeq and is a predicted model, not a curated record. The transcript has 2 exons. Gene Ontology annotation, molecular function: dolichol kinase activity. Gene Ontology annotation, cellular component: endoplasmic reticulum membrane. The coding region runs from base 1 to 2682 and encodes 893 amino acids. Gene Ontology annotation, biological process: dolichyl monophosphate biosynthetic process. Lineage: Eukaryota; Fungi; Ascomycota; Dothideomycetes; Pleosporales; Phaeosphaeriaceae.